Molecule: messenger RNA, 3263 nt
Organism: Acromyrmex echinatior (Panamanian leafcutter ant)
Lineage: Eukaryota; Metazoa; Arthropoda; Insecta; Hymenoptera; Formicidae
Gene: Alg12
Product: Alg12 alpha-1,6-mannosyltransferase
Biological process (GO): protein N-linked glycosylation
Cellular component (GO): endoplasmic reticulum membrane
Molecular function (GO): alpha-1,6-mannosyltransferase activity
Source: RefSeq, a predicted model, not a curated record
GUUUUGUAACAGUAUACGUGGUGGUUGCAGUGUAAUAACGUCGCGGUGACACGCGGUGUGUUUGGACGAAAGAAAAGUGUCCUUUGUGUCACAUUGAAUUUAUAUCAUGACAAGAUCCAAGAGUUCGUCAAGUGGCAACGUAUACUUUGCAUGAACGUGCAACGGUGAUCAUGGAUCAGCUGAUUAUCUUGGUGUCCGUGGUUCACCUGCUAUAUUGCCCAUUUACGAAAGUUGAGGAGAGUUUCAAUCUGCAGGCGAUGCACGAUGUUCUUUAUCAUGGCUUCAAUUUAACGGAGUAUGAUCAUCAUGAAUUUCCUGGAGUUGUGCCACGUUCCUUUUUGGGACCUAUUAUCGUAUCUGGUCUUGCUUCACCAUUGGUGGCAUGUAUUAAUUACUUAAAGCUCAAUAAAUUUUUUGCUCAGUAUAUAGUAAGAGCAACAUUGGGACUAUUGGUAAUAUCUACGUUCAAAUUAUAUAGACAGGCUUUACAAAAAAUCUUUGGGGUGCAAUUUACAAAGUGGUUCAUGGCUAUAACUGUGACACAGUAUCAUUUUAUGUACUAUCUUAGUCGUCCACUGCCAAACAUUAUGGUUAUGCCUUUAGUAUUACUGGCCUUAUUUGGAUGGUUGAGGAAAAGUCAUGUGUUGUUUAUCUGGUCAUCGGCUGCAGCUAUAAUAAUAUUCAGAGCAGAACUUGCCAUACUUUUGGGAUUGUUCCUCUUACACAAUAUAGCGAGCCAGACACUUUCUGUACAAAGACUGCUUAAAAUUGCGGUUCCAGCUGGUGUAUUGUUCUUAGCACUUACUAUUGCUACAGAUUCAAUAUUCUGGAGACGCUUAGUAUGGCCAGAAGGCGAAGUAUUUUAUUUCAACACUAUUCUUAACAAAAGCAGCGAAUGGGGUACAUCACCAUUUUUAUGGUACUUCUAUUCAGCCCUGCCAAGAGGUCUAGCAUUUUCAUAUUUUCUAAUUCCUCUUGGGAUGUUCUGGGAUAUUAGGGUUCGCGUGCUUACUGUUCCAGCUAUUCUAUUCGUUAUAUUAUUUUCAUUUUUACCACAUAAGGAAUUGAGAUUUGUAAUAUAUGUAUUCCCAUUGUUAAAUGUUGCUGCAGCUGCUGCUUGCCACAGAAUAUGGGAAAACAGAGCAAAAACGACGUGGAAUAGUUUUCUAGCGAUAGUAGUCUUGAGUCAUCUUGUAUUAAAUGCUAUAUUCUCCAUGUUUUUACUGUGUGUGGCCAGUUUUAAUUACCCUGGAGGUUUGGCAAUUGCUAGAUUACACAGACUUGAGAGAAACUCUAUCGAGCCAAUACAUGUGCAUAUUGAUGUGUUAACUGCACAAACCGGAGUAUCAAGAUUUACACAGACAAAUGCUUCUUGGAUUUACUCAAAACAAGAAAACCUUACUAUUGAUGAUCCUGAAAUGCUACAAUUUACUCAUCUCUUGAUAGGAGGAAGAAACAAAUUUUCACCGAGUAUAAAGCCUUAUCUUAAAACUCAUGAUAUUAUUGAUUCUAUCGAUGGGUUUUCGCAUAUAACAUUAAAUUAUAAUAUGUUACCACCUAUUAGAAUUAAAACAAGGCCUAGCAUAGUAGAUGAUAUAAAAGAUGUAAAACUAAACAUGUCUUUUAAAGAAGAAAUAAUUAAUAAAGUUGUAGACUCACUGGAAAAACUUGAAGAGGCAAAAGAAACUGUUGAACAAAAUUUUUCAGAUGUCGAAUUUGAAAAGACUAAAAAAGGAAAUGAUGUAAUGAAAAAAGAAGUAGAAAUAUUUGAUUUGGCAGAUGAUAACAUAUCUAUGGAAAAUACUACUACAUGGGAAGCUGAAAGUAUAAAUAAAUUAUCGUCGGAUUCAAGAGAUAAAAACGAAGAAAAUAUUGAUUCUCAGAAAGAUUUCAAUAUUAUUUCAGAUAUUUCAGAUAUCAGUGAUGUGAAAUUUGAUAAAAAAAUAAAAAUUGAAGAAAAUAUUAAGGGAAAAUCUAAAGAAGAUACAAAUUUACGUCAAGAAACUCAAGGUAUUAAAGAAAGUAUAAAAAAAAUAAUUCAAGAAAAAAUGUUAGAGGCUAAACAGAGGAGAGAAGUCAACGAUGAACGAAAAAAUAUAGAACUUCCGAUAAAAUCAAUGAAAAAGAAAGGAGUAACACAUAUGUUAAAAAGAGUAGAAAUAUUGAAACAGGAAUUAAAAGAAUCACCAAUUUUUAUAGAUAAAUCAACAAUAACGGGAGAAGAACUUAAGAAAGAACAUGUAAAAGAUGAACGUACAAUUAGUAAACAGAAAUCAGUUUUACAAAAGAAAGAUAAAAUAAAGGUAAUAAAAUCAGAUAAUUUAGAACAAUCUGAGGAUAUAACAGAAGAAGAGAACGAAAUUGUAGAUGUAAAAACAGACGCAAAAAAGAUUGUAAAAUCACGACAUAAAGUUAACGCAGAAUUCCCUGAAACAAAAAUUGCAGAGGAAGAGAAUAAGGAAGAGAAAAUUAAACCAUCUAAAUUAGUGAAUGUAAGAGAAAGUAUAAGAAAUAUAAUAAAUCAGUUUAAAGAAUUUGAAAAAAAUUUCAUACAUGAUGAUACAAUAGUAUCAAAUGAUAUGAGUAAUGCAAAUUACAUUGAGAGUGAUUCACCUAUGGAAGUGGAUUAUUCUGCAGAAAAUGAUGGUCAAGUAAUGAUAAAAGAUGCUAGAGAAAGUCUUAAAGAAAUAAUAGAUCAAUUUAAAUAUAUUAAACAUGAAUUAACUUCAGAGGAAGAUGAUCAAUUCGACGAAAUUGCAGCUAAAUAUAUGGAACGGCCAAUUGCUGAAACAUUGCUGCAAUUUAAUGAAGCUCUAAAAGCUCUAAUACAACAAAGAAAAAAAUCUUUAUCAAAAGAACAUGCAGCUAACUUACACGAUAAUACAGAUACUUAUAUAUCAGAAAGUCAAAGAAAAUCUGUUACAGAGAAAUCCAAUGUAGAUAUUAUAAAUAUCGAUGGAAAAGAAAGCUUACAGAAAAAUAGAGAAUGAGUUAUAAGAAACUUUAUUUAAUAAUGUUUCCAAGUAACUUUAUUAAGUGUUACUAGUAAGACGAACGUAUAAUAUUGUAACAUAAUGUAAAUAUGUUUUUCUGUGAUAUCACAACAUAUUGUAUUUUUUAAUAUAUGCUCGCUUAUUAUCAAUAUUGAAAGUACAAAAUUGACUUUCCUACAUGCGAUAGAGAAAACAAAUGUUAUACAAUUUUUCAUAUAUUUAUAUCGGAUAUGAUCUAAAUCAUUAUGGAGCACAAAAUUACGCAAUACG